AUGGAAGAGAGUGGUGGAAUAUGCCGUUUACAUCAAUCUCCAUUCCUAUUCUUAUUUACCAAUUAUUGUCAUUCUUCUACUUCCACACUUGAAGAUGCACGCUUCUUGACAAAUAACUUCAAAUCUGCUUCUUUUACCCACCUUGAUGAUGCCAUUGCUUCCUUCAAUCAUGUAAUUCAUAAGCAUCCUCUGCCUUCUAGGGUUCCAUUUAAUAGAUUCUUAUCUGCCCUUGUGAAAAUGAAACAAUAUCACACUGUCCUUUCCAUGUCCAAAACAAUUGAAUUGCUAGGAAUCUCUCACGAUGUUUAUUCUAUUAACAUCUUAAUUAAUUGCUUCUGCCGUUUACAUCUUGUGGAUUUUGGCUUCUCUGUUUUCGGGAAGAUGUUCAAAUUCGGAUUGGAGCCUACCACUGUGACAUUUACUACCUUAAUUAAUGGGCUUUGUAUGGAGAGUAAAAUCGAUAAAGCAGUGGAAUUUUUUGAUGAUAUGGUUGCACGUGGUUAUCAACCUGAUGUUCGUACUUACAGUACGAUAAUAAACGGAAUGUGUAAAUUUGGGAAAACAAAUGUGGCUAUUGGGCUACUAAAGGGAAUGGCUGUUAGAGGUUGUGAGCCAAAUGUUGUGACAUACAAUGCAAUCAUUGACGCACUUUGCAAGGAUGAGCUAGUUGGUGAGGCUUUAGAGCUCUUCUCUCAAAUGAGGAAUAAGGGCAUUUCACCUGAUGUCAUCACUUACACUGUUUUAAUUCACGGUGUUUGCAAAUUAGGCCAAAAGAACCAAGCUUUGGCCUUGAUGAAUGAAAUGGUGGAGCAGAACAUAUUACCAAAUGUUUAUACCUUCAAUGUAUUGAUUGAUGCUCUUUGUAAGGAUGGAAUGGUUUCAGAGGCUCAAAAUACAUUCAAUAUAAUGAUUCAAGAGGUUUAGAGCCUGAUGUGAUCACAUACACUUCCUUAAUUGAUGGUCUUUGCAUUUCAGACCAUUUCAAGGAAGCUUUGGCCUUGUUGAAAGGAAUGAUGGGGAGGAACAUAUCCCCUGAUGUUUUUACCUUCAAUAUAUUGAUUGACACUCUUUGUAAGAAAGGACUGGUUUCAAUUGCACAGAAUAUAAUCAAAAUAAUGAUUCAAAGAGCUGUGGAACUUGAUGUGGUCACUUAUAAUUCAUUGAUGGAUGGAUAUUGUCUGUGCAAGCAAAUUGAUAAGGCUAGAAAGCUAUUUGAUCUGAUGGUGACCAAUGAAAUAGCUGACAUUUUUAGCUACAGCAUUUUGAUCAAUGGAUAUUGGUAUGUUUCAAGCAGGGAGGCCCCAAAAUGCAAAAGAGCUCUUUAAGGAUAUGUGCUCU
Messenger RNA from Manihot esculenta (cassava), 1338 nucleotides. RefSeq names its product putative pentatricopeptide repeat-containing protein At1g12700, mitochondrial. The transcript is spliced from 3 exons. Gene Ontology annotation, molecular function: protein binding. Bases 1 to 924 code for a protein of 307 amino acids. The record is from RefSeq and is a predicted model, not a curated record. NCBI's taxonomy places the organism in Eukaryota, Viridiplantae, Streptophyta, Magnoliopsida, Malpighiales, Euphorbiaceae.